This is a messenger RNA of Peronospora farinosa, 927 nucleotides long. Lineage: Eukaryota; Oomycota; Peronosporomycetes; Peronosporales; Peronosporaceae. The record is from the annotation of a GenBank genome assembly.
AUGAGUCUUUCAGUAUCAGAACACGGUCUUAAUGGGAAUCAGACGACAAAGGAAGCAGAAAUGGAGCGAUUAUUUGGACACAUGGAAGAAAUGCGUGUUUCCGAAGCAGUACGUGCAAGUGCCAGUGUUUUAUCAGAAGAAGAAGAAGAAGAAGAAGAAGAAGAAGAAGAAGACAGUGAAGACUCGAGUGCUUUAGAUGAUGAGGAAGAAAAUGACGUGGAAGAGAGUGAUGAAGAGGAAGCAAGUUGGAUUGCCUGGUUCUGUUCUCUUCGUGAGAAUAGUUUUCUAUGUGAAGUGGACGAGGGUUACAUUGAAGAUGAUUUUAAUCUCACGGGACUCAGUAGCAUUGUGCCUUACUAUGAUUACGCACUGGAUAUUAUCUUGGAUAUUGAGACGCCCAAUGAUACAAACUUGACACAGAUUCAGCAGGAAAUGAUUGAGUCCGCGGCCGAAAUGCUCUACGGACUUAUUCAUGCUCGCUAUAUUUUGACCACAAAGGGCAUGGCCGCCAUGUUAGAAAAGUAUCAGAAUGUAGACUUUGGUCGUUGCCAUCGCGUCUACUGUCAAGGUCAGCCAGUACUGCCUGUGGGACAGUCGGAUGUGCCGAGACACACGACUGUCAAUGUGUUUUGUCCCAAGUGCCGUGACAUUUUCUUUCCCAAGUCGCAACGAGCGGGCCAGAUUGAUGGCGCGUACUUUGGUGCGACUUUCCCGCAUGUGUUCCUAAUGACGCAUUCUCACCUUGUGGUCUCGCCGCCAAUGCAGACAUAUGUGCCACGGGUAUUUGGCUACAAGGUUCACAGCUCAAGUGAAUACUACACUGGCAAGAAAAAGAGUGCAUCUGGUCGCGAGCGGGAAAAUUAUCGGAAAGUGAAGACGCUGAUUGACCGCUUGAAGGGUCGACCAGAUGAGGAACAGGCUAGGUGA